AUGUUCAAAUGCAAGAGCUGCGGGCAUGAGACGCAAUUCCGGCAGAACUACUUGCAUCACAUUCAGACUGGCCAACCGCUGCAGUGUAUCCACUGCUCGUUCACGUUUGAUAGCUUGUGCAAGCUAAGAAGCCAUCGACAAAGCGUUCAUCCGAAAGAAUUCGAUGAAAGCCGUAAAAUGAUGCAGAAUCUCGAGGUUGCUGCAAAAAUGUCCGAUCGCAAGAACACCUCUGGAGAGAGUAGCGGCGGAUCUGCGGCAAAGACCAUGGGAAGCAUAAGCUCUUCUCCACGCCCUUCUGGAGCUGUUUCCAUCCUAGUAGCCAGGACGGGAGAGGAGGAGACCCGAGAACAAAAGCCUGUGAGUGGGUUUGAACAAUGGUGUUCGCCGCAGAGUAGCAAGCCCAGAACCCCAGUUGGGAACAAUGAUCAAUCUCCCGUAUCUGAACCGAACGGUAUGGAAACGGGAGAUUUGAUAGAUGUCAGCAUCCCGGAUGAGGACACAUGCAACAUAGCUAGCGCCUUCAAAGUCCUCAUGGACAACGUAAAAAACCAGUCUCAACCAGGGGAGGGGGAGACGGAGGUCAAUAAAAUGAUAGAGCAAUCCGUUUCAGCAGAUACGACUCUGAUGGACUCUGACCAUGCCAAGAUAACUGUACACAACAUUGGAAAAGCAAUUACCCCAUCCCAUGGGCAGCGAACCGCGGAAUCUAGCCAUCGAAGUGGAAUGGAAGCAGUUGAGACCAUCAGUGCCAGGGCGUCACAUGGCUCAGAGGUUUCCGGCGGAUAUUAUGUUUCCCAACUAGAAAAUGCCGCACUGGCGAAAAAGAACUACCACACAACACCGGUGGAAGGCUUGGAAGUUGCAAAGGCCAUAGAUCCUUCGCACACCUAUAAGGCAUUCGCCAUAAUGCAACCAGAACCUACGCACACCUAUAAGACAUUCGCCAGAAUGCAACCAGAACCUACCGGAGUAGGAAGCGUCUGCUACGGUUGUGGUGACACAUUUAACUCGGUAGUUAGUCUCCAACUCCAUCAGAUGGCAAACGAGCACAACUACUGCAAAUUGUGCCUCAGUUUCUUUAGCGAUAAUUCCCUGUUCAAAUUCCACAUUCAGAAGAUGCACACAUUCAAAUGUGCAGCAUGCCAUCUGACUUUCAAGGACCAGGAAGAGAGGAUGCAGCACCAGCGGGAGACAGGACAUGCACAUUGCAAGGACUGCAGCGGCUACUUCUUGGACCAGAAGAGCCUAAGCAAACACCACGAGAUCCACAACCGCACCAAGUUCUCAUGCCCCCUUUGCAGCAGCGUAUUCAAAACCGAGAUGGGUCGGAACGCACACCAAAGAGACGUAGGACAUGCAUAUUGCAAAUCGUGCAUCUGCUACUUCUUGGAUAGGAAAAGUUUUGAGAAGCACAUCGAUUGUCACCAGAGUACCAACGGACUCGUGUGUCCCACGUACAAACUUGCACAUCAAACGGAGAAAGCCCGCACUGCUCAUCAUAAAGCAGUCAAGCACCGCAAGUGUCCCCAUCGCGGAGAAGAAUUCACGGAUGUUGCGAGCGCGACUAAACAUGCGGCAAUCAACCACACCUACCAGUGCCUUCUGGGAGGCUGCAACAUUGCUUUUCCGACAUUGGAUGAUCUACUGGUCCAUCACAGGAAAAACCAUCAGCAUUGCAAACCUUGCGAUCGUUGGUUCUGUGACAAAGCAGCGCUGGAGUCUCAUGAGGAAAACGCCAAGCGACACAUGUAA
This is a messenger RNA of Paracoccidioides brasiliensis Pb18, 1752 nucleotides long. RefSeq lists its product as uncharacterized. Gene Ontology annotation, biological process: regulation of transcription by RNA polymerase II. The coding region runs from base 1 to 1752 and encodes 583 amino acids. Gene Ontology annotation, cellular component: nucleus. Gene Ontology annotation, molecular function: RNA polymerase II transcription regulatory region sequence-specific DNA binding; DNA-binding transcription factor activity, RNA polymerase II-specific. The record is from RefSeq and is a predicted model, not a curated record. The transcript has 2 exons.